UAAUCGUCGUCUAUAGAGACUGCCUGCGAGCCUGCGCCUCCCUCCGCUUAAACCCUUCUCCGUAUCAGGAACCCUAGGGUUUUAGUACGCCUAUCAGGAACCCUAAAACCCCCUCUCAUCUCUACCAGUUGACGGAUCGCCCCUUCUUCGUUGCAGCAAGCAGUGGCCCAAUGGCUCUCGCCCGAUUCAGUUUGAUCCGGCGCUUCAAUGGGGCGUCGCAACGCCUGCUGCUUCCCUCCAUUUCUCGGUGCUCUCCGAGUUACAUGAAUUCGGGCACGGAAGAAUUUGGUCGUCGAAGCAUCAUGACUAGCUCUUGCGACAUUAGCGGCAUUCUUGGUUGGAAUUCUAGAGAUUCCAUAAUGCUAUGUUCUAUGAAGGUCUCUGACUUAACAGUCUAUUCGAAUGGGACUAGGCCGAUGUCGACUAUGAAAGCUCCAGCUGGAGCACGACAGGUGGCUUUGAAAGUGACCAUGCUGAGCCCAGGAUUCGUCUAUGAGCCAUAUAAGCUUCGUGAACCUAUUCCAUUUUGGAAAAGAUGGUUCACACCAAGUGGUUGGAGAAGAACUAAGGAGGAUAUCAUUCUUGAGAUGAAGAAUGCAUAUGCUAUUUCCAGACUAAGGAAAGUAACUGGAUAUUCAAAAAAACUUUUCUAUCAACAUGCUAUAAGGUUGUACAAGGAGAUUAAUACUCUAAUAUCAGAUGGAGAUACCUCAUCUCUAAGAAAGGUUGUUACAGAGAAAAUGUAUUCUACACUCAAGAAUGAACUAAAGCGGAGAGAAUCUAUAUGGAGUUUUGUAUACUGGGAAUUAGUUGAACCUGUGGUCAGUAUUCGGACAUUGCGGGCUCGAAUGAUUGCUUUAGACAAAAAUGAUCUUGAUAAAGCUUUCAUACAGCUUACAAUUGAAUUUGUUACUAAGCAGAAAUUUGAAGCCUAUGAUUCAAAGGGUGCUGUUGUGUCUGGAGAUAAGACAAAAGAGGUACUUGUAAAAGAUAUCUGGGUUUUUGAGAGAUCACUCUUUCACCCUGGGGCAGACUGGCGUCUUUGUGCCCGGCUUUCAGUAUAGGCUGUCUGAAGGACUUUCGGAAGAUACUUGUCCUAAGCCGUGGUCUUAGUGUCAUGAAAAAGUUGCUCCUAUACAUGCAUGCUGGAGGGGAGUAACUUUUGUUCUCUCACCUUUUUUUUCCUUCGAAUUCAUCUUUCGUUUCCAACAGGGCAGAAAUUAUGGCAGGCUUUUGAGUCUUUUUUGGAGACCAGCUCUUAUUUAAUGCGCAUACUACCCCCCUGUCCCAUGUUCAUGGACUUGGAGGAUCAGGAUUUAUCUUGUAAAGUUGUUUGAGCACAUAAUUUUCUUAGUGCUUCAAUCAAUACAGAUGAGAGUAUUGUCAUUUUGGCUUGAACCAUCAGAGGUCUCUGUUGGCACAUAAUUUUCUUAAUGCUUCAAUCAAUACAGAUGAGAGUAUUGUCAUUUUGUCUUGAACCAUCAGAGGUCUCUGUUGGUUGUUCAGAAUACACAUGAACGGUGAAUGACUGAAGUUAUUGGUCUGAAAUCAGCAUUUCAGGAUGCCUUUGCUGAUUUUUUCUUAUAUAUUUACCUAUGCUUUGUCUAGCAAUCAAGAGAUGCAUCUGAUAUUAUGUUGGUUCAAGGAUACAGUGUUUAAGUUUUUUGUUAUUUCCUGAGAGGGUGAUCCACUGGAUAAUACAACAACGAAAGAUGAAGUCAUUGGCAAUGCACCACCACAGGCUUGAAUCCAGAACCUCUGCUUGUUAAGCAAAGGUGUGAGACCACUGGGCAAUACCUUGUGCGUUGUGUUUGUCUGUAAUAAAGCACAAGAGAUUCUCCAUUUCUCCCUAUCAAAACAAGCUUGAUCCAGGCAAAACCUUGAAGAGCAAACCCUUCUCUAGCAAACCAUACUGGUUCAGUGAUUUGGGACAGCGUCAUCGCCUCACCCGAUGCAUGAUAUUGUACUUUGUGAUGCUAGUGGUUGUAUAUGUGUAAGGGAGAAAGAAACCCUGCACAAAAUCUUGCAAAGUGAAGUAACUUUCUGCUGUACGUUCUUCCAAGUCUUGGAUAUGAAUGACCUAAUGAAUAAAUUAUAAACUUUCCCAU
Messenger RNA from Phoenix dactylifera (date palm), 2108 nucleotides. Its product is annotated as Mitochondrial inner membrane translocase complex, subunit Tim44-related protein. NCBI's taxonomy places the organism in Eukaryota, Viridiplantae, Streptophyta, Magnoliopsida, Arecales, Arecaceae. The record is from RefSeq and is a predicted model, not a curated record. Gene Ontology annotation, cellular component: mitochondrion.